UAGGGAGAAAUGGCGACAGAGCCAGGAUGUGGGUGAGUGAUUUUGGGAGGGGUGGAGAGCUAAGGCAACUGACGGCUGCUGUCAGCCCUGACACUGCUCCCAAAGGGAUGGGAGGUUGACUUCUGGCUUCGGCCGGACUCCGUAUGGUAUGGAAUCGUCUGACAUCAGCAUCCUCCUGUCCGGGCUAGAGGUGAGAGGCCCCUCUCUGGAGCAAGAUCUGGAGAAUACAGCCCAGCCUCAAGCCUCAGCUCAGCUGGAGCUUGGGAGACUGAGAGCCUCCUGUAGGGCAGCCUGGCAGAGAAGGACUUUGACCUUGGCAUGUAGACAUCCGCCGUCUCUCCCAUGGCCCUGACAAUGCUGAACGAGCUCCUCAUGGAGGACCCGAGCCCGCCUCUGCUGCUGUACCAGGUUAGCAAGACUGCCAAGUUAGACACCCUUAACUAUCAGAGCUGCUUUAUGCAGGGCAUCUUUGCCCACUUCCCUGAGAUCUUAUUUAUCCACCGGACCUAUAACCCGUCGGGCAAGGUGUUAUAUACCUUUCUGGUGGACGGCCCUCGGGUGCAGCUGGAGGGCCCUCUUGCCCGGGCCGUCUACUUCACCAUUCCUGCCAAGGAGGAUGCUGAAGGCCUGGCCCAGAUGUUCCAGGUGUUCAAGAAGUUUAACCCGGCCUGGGAGAGAGUCUGUACGAUCCUAGUGGAUCCCUGCUUCCUCCCCAUGCCCACCCUAGCUAUAGAGUUCCCCACAGCCGAGGUCCUGCCAUCAGCUUUCCACAUCUGUAAGUUCCUCCAGGGUAAGUUCUAUCAGCUUUCCCUCGAGCAGCCUGUGGAGCAGGCGCUCCUGACCUCCCUGCAGAGCACGAUGUGCUCGGCCACCGCCAGCAACCUGCGGAAGCUCUACGCGCUCCUGAUCAACUAUAUCCCCCCAGACCAGCUGCCCAAGCUCCACUCCUACUGGCUGCUCAACGACCGCAUCUGGCUGGCCCACCGCUGGAGGAGCCGGGCUGAGAGCAGCCGCUACUUCCAGGGCCUGGAGGUGACCACCCGCAUGCUCAGCCAGUUCUUCGGCACCACCCCGUCUGUGGAACAAGGCGUGACCUCCCUGCUCCGAUACAUGCAGCAGAAUUCUGGAGACAGGGCAAGCUUCUGCCUGGGCUUGAGUCCCCAGAACAAUCGUGCCACCUCAGACAUCAGCCCCCAAAUCCCCAAAGUGGAGCAGCUGGUAGAGGCCUGCAUCCAGCACUCCCUCAGUUCCAUCUGCACGGGGCCAGCAGCCCAGCUCUGCCUGGGUGAGCUUGCCGUGGUCCAGAAAUCUGUGCACCUCAUUGGCUCUGGCUCAGAAAAGGUGAACAUCCAGAUCCUGGAAGACACCCAUAGGGUGCAGCCCCAGCCGCCCGCCAGCUGCAGCUGCUACUUCAACCAGGCCUUCCACCUGCCCUGCCGCCACAUCCUAGCGAUGCUCAGUGCCCGCCGCCAGGUGCUCCAGCCCAACAUGCUGCCGCCUCAGUGGACGGCAGGCUGUGCUGCCAAGCUAGAUGGCAUCCUGGGCAGCAAGUGGAGUGAAACCCUGGACAAGCACCUGGCUGUGGCGCUCCUCACUGAGGAGGUGGGUCAGCUCUUGCAACACUGCAGCCAGGAGGAGUUCGAGCGGCGGCACAGCACCCUGCGGGAACUGGCCGACAGCUGGAUCGGCCCUUACGAGCAGGUCCAGCUGUGACUGCCCUCAGUGCCGAGACGCUCACACACAGGCACACACACCCUCCCCACCCCGCCCCCACAAUUAUACUUCAUGGAAGGACAAGGGUCUUCUAGCGUGCCGCAGCCUGGUCCCUACAACGUGUCUAGUUCCCUGAGACAGGAGUGAGCAAACCUUUUCUGCAAAGGACCUAACAGUAAAUAUUUUAGGCUUUGCUGGCCACAUACAGUAUGUUGUAUAUUCUUGGGUGUGUUUUGUUUUGUUUUGUUCUUUUACAGUCUUUUCAAAAGGCAUAGACCAUUCUUAGUUCAAGGGCCUUACAAAAACAGGUGACCCCUGGUCUGAGAUAAGAGAGACCGGGUGAGAUCAAGGUCUGGGAGUUUUCCCUGUCACGGGAUAGCUCACCUGACCCGCAGAGCGAGAAGCCCUUCAGAGGAGAGGGUUCAGACACGUCCCCAGCCUUUUUGCUACCCUC
This is a messenger RNA of Pteronotus mesoamericanus, 2167 nucleotides long. It is a transcript of the gene ZSWIM1, whose product is annotated as zinc finger SWIM-type containing 1. Gene Ontology annotation, molecular function: zinc ion binding. The record is from RefSeq and is a predicted model, not a curated record. The transcript is spliced from 2 exons. The coding region runs from base 343 to 1713 and encodes 456 amino acids. Lineage: Eukaryota; Metazoa; Chordata; Mammalia; Chiroptera; Mormoopidae.